Erpetoichthys calabaricus (reedfish) is the source of this 2469-nucleotide messenger RNA. RefSeq lists its product as uncharacterized. The record is from RefSeq and is a predicted model, not a curated record. Lineage: Eukaryota; Metazoa; Chordata; Cladistia; Polypteriformes; Polypteridae.
AUGCAUCGAGACAUCGAGAGCCACUUUGGCAAGGACGGCCUAAAGCUUGUACGUGAGUAUGAGCAAACAGCACGCAAGAUGGCAGACUACAGGAACCAUCUGAGAUUCAGCCUCAGAUGUAGACAGAGCGGGAUCACUCCUAAAAGUCUACAGAUCAAAUCGUCAGUAAAAGGCCUGCGAGCUAACAAAAUCCUCCAGAAGGCACAGAGUCAGCUGCUAAAUGAACGGGUGAGACAAACUAACUUCACUAUUGAUGUUUUAAAAUCCAAAGAGGAGCAGAUCCACCAAAGACUUUCUUCACUUCCAGAUGAGAAAACACUUCAGCAGGUGCUUGAGUUCACCGAGAAGGCUCGUCUAGCACAGCAUGAAAAGUCUAAAACCAGGCAAAAGAGGAAGUUUGAUCUACUUGCUGUGCGCCACAAACACCAGCACACUAUGGGGAGUGUCCUCCACAACCAGCAGAGAGAAGGAUGCCAGACAGAAACUAAAGAUGUGGACAAAUGGGUGAAGAACUUGUCUGACAAACAACUCACCCAAGCAGAGAAAAACGUCCUUUCUAAAGGGUUAAAUUUUGCGGUCACACCGAAACAAAUCCCGCUAGUGGAACUGAUUACAGCCACAGAAUCUGCUAUCAGAAACAACAACAUUGCUGAUUUGGAAGCAGAACAACUGCGGAUAAAAGUUUUGGCAUGUCUCAGCAAUGCAAAACCCCAUAUCAGCAUUGAGGAGAGGAAGGCCCUCACGGCACUCAGCAAGGACAACAACAUCAUCAUCCUUCCAGCGGACAAGGGGAGAUGCACAGUUGUGCUAAACCAGACAGACUACCAUGAGAAAAUUUUAUCUCUGCUCAGUGACAAAAAUACUUAUGAGCCCUUAAAGCGAGAUCCAGGUAGUGGUUACAAGAAAAAGGUGAUAGAUUGUCUUAAGCAGUUAGUUCAGGACAAUGCUAUUGACCGGACCACAUACCACAGAUUAUACCCAGGGGAAUCUACACCAAGUCUGUAUGGUCUACCAAAAAUACACAAACAGGGUGCUCCUUUAAGACCCAUUGUCUGCAUGAUCAAUUCAGUCACAUAUAAUAUCUCCAAUUUCUUGGCCGCUGUUCUUAACCCGGUGGUAGGCAGCUCAAAACACCACAUUCAGAACACAUUGGAUUUCGUGGAGAAAGUGAGAGAGGUCAUUAUGGAGGCAGAAGAAACCUUGGUCUCAUUUGAUGUUACAUCUCUAUUCACUUGUGUCCCAGUGACUGAAGCAGUGGAGGUAGUACGUAAGAGAUUACAGAAUGACCCCACUCUCAGUAAAAGAACCUCUCUCAACGCAGACCAAGUGUGCCUGCUUUUGGAACUGUGUCUUCAAUCAACAUAUUUCAUAUACAAAAGCCAGUACUACAGGCAGAAGCACGGGUGUGCCAUGGGUUCCCCUGUUUCACCUAUAGUAGCCAAUCUAUAUAUGGAAGAAGUGGAAAAGAGGGCUCUAUCAUCCUAUCCUGGAACACCACCGAGCCAUUGGUUCAGAUAUGUGGAUGACACCUGGGUGAAAAUCAGAUCUCAGGAGGUACCACAGUUCACAGACCACAUCAACGGGGUGGACAAACACAUCAAGUUCACCAGAGAGGAUAUGAAAAAUAACAAGCUAGCCUUCUUAGACUGUGAAAUUUCAAUCGUCAACGGGGGACAUUUGAAAGUGGAUGUGUACCGUAAACCCACACAUACGGACCAGUAUCUAAGGUUUGACUCUCACCAUCCACUAGAGCACAAACUAGGUGUCAUUGGGACUCUACAACACAGAGCUAACACCAUUCCCACAGACUCAGAGGCCAGGGAAGCAGAAGAACACCACAUCAAAAAGGCCCUGAGUAAAUGUGGAUAUCCCAGCUGGUCCUUUGUCAAAGCAGGGAGGACACCUAAAGAACGCUCCAAGCGACUCAUGAGAGAGGAAGGACAUCCACUGCCUAAGCGAAAACCCUUAGUGAUCCCGUAUGUGUCAGGAGUAUCGGAACAGCUGAGGCACAUUGUCUCGAAACACCAGGUCUCAGUGGCUUUCAAACCCCAAAACACGCUACACCAAAGAUUGGUCCAUCCCAAGGAUCGGGUCCCAUGGCACAAACAGAGUAACAUAGUUUACGCAGUUAAGUGCCAGGAGGAGUGCCGUGAAUUGUACAUCGGGGAAACCAAGCAGCCACUGGCUAAGCGCAUGUCACAACACAGAAGAGCUUCCUCGUCAGGCCAGGACUCCGCAAUCUAUUUACAUCUACAGGAUAGUGGUCACUCCUUUAAUGAUGAAGAGGUGCACAUCCUGGACAGGGAGGAGCGCUGGUUUGAGAGAGGAAUCAAGGAGGCCAUUUACGUGAAAAAGGAACGACCAUCUCUGAACAGAGGAGGGGGCCUAAGGGUACAUCUGUCGCCAUCUUACAAUGCUAGACCCAAAACCAGUACUGGCAGCAAUGUCAAGCAGGCAAAAAGUGACUAA